AUGGUCGAGGAAAAUGUUAAAGUUAAAAGGAAUAAAAAUCCUCCGGAUUUGACAAUCCAAGAUGUAGGGGGACGAGAUUUCUUAACCAAACCAGUCCUUCUCACAAAAGAUGGCAAUUUUAUCAUCUCAUGUCAGGACUUCAAGAUUUAUAUUUUCAGUUCUCAGACUGGACUUCCUGUCAAAUCCAUCAACACUAAUAAGAUCCUGAGUAUUGCAUUGUCUGAGAGACCCGGAGAAGUGGUAGUGGCUGGCUUGAGAUCAGUCACGGUUUGGAACUAUGAAGAAACGAAGGUGGUCGAGAAAUUUAAAUAUAGACUUGGAGGUCGAGUUUCCUGGAGUGACCUCCUGACAGUAUUCCUUCCGAACAAUUUCACCACUUCCGGAGACGUUUAUCUUACAUUUCUUAACAAGACUCAGAAUAACUUUGUCCGUGUAAAUGUCCGGGAGAAGAACUCUAAUGUAAUAUUUAAGAAUGUGACUAUUGAUUCCCAGCAUAUCGGAGACAAUGAUAAUUCUAUCGUAUCUCUCUCAAAUCACAAGGUUCCCGCCAUGAAGAACACGUCAUUUGUCUGCUACGACAGGAAUAUUGCAAAAGUUCAAUGUUUUCAGGCGGAUUCUGAGAGACCGCUUACCAUUGUUCGAUGUCAUCCGUCGGAAAAGACGAUUGCUGUUGGAGACACUUCCGGUCGAAUUUUGAUAUUUGCCGGAAUUGAUACAAGUGAUGAGUUGAAGCCGGCUAAAAGUAUCUUGCAUUGGCAUUCUUUGCCGGUCACUGGUCUUUCCUGGUCAUUAGAGGGCGGGCAUCUAUUCAGUGGAGGAGGGGAGAGGGUUCUCUGCAAGUGGUUUCCGGAAGCUCACUCCAAACCAACCUUCCUCCCUAGACUUGGCUCGGAUAUUAUGGGUAUAGUUGUCUCCGAGAGUAAUACAGCACUCAAGCUUCAGAACAACUCUGUCCUGAUUCUGGAUCGUCAGGACAAACCGAGUGGAGAGUUAGCAGGAUUAUGUAAAAAUAGCUCCGGGUGGCCUGCAGGACUGUCCUGGGAUAAUAGAGCAAAAACUCUUCUCCUCAACGGCAAUGUAGGACAUGUUCAAGUUUUCAAUCCACUCUCCAAGGACACGUACACCAUAGAUAUCACGCGGCAGAACUAUCUGACCAAGGAGAGAGAGAAGAGCCCGUUUAAUGCUGAGGUGAACCAGCUCUCCGUCUCCUCCUGCGGGAUGUAUCUGUGUACGGUGGACUGUUGCUGGACUCCAGUUGAGAGGGUGAACCUCAGAUUCUUUCAUUUUGAUCCGUCUUGUCAGAAGUUUACUCUCAAUACCAUAGUUGAUACUCCGCACAAACAUGGAUUAAAUGCUCUGAAGUUCCAGGAGAACAGAACUAGCUCCGCCCCACUCCUCCUCUCCUGCGGGAAUGAUAAGAGUGCGAAGAUCUGGUUUCUCGACUCCUCCUGGUCCUGUAAACACUCCAUUGAUUACCGUAGGUUGAAUUGUCUGGGUGGAGCAUGGUCUGCAGAUGGUAGCGUUAUAGCUCUUGCAUUCGAGCAUAUCUUGACUGUUUGGGACAGAGAGUUCAGGUUGAGAACAACCUUGUUAAAUGAGAAGAGGGAGCAUGUGACUCGCCUGGAGUUCGGGAAAGAAACCAACUACUCCCCCUUUCUCUUCACAGCAACCGACAGCACGGUCUCCAUCUGGAAUCUGAUGAGUUUAGAGUGUACUUUCACUAUACAAAUGACCGGAUGCUUGAAUGUACUCUGUGACCCUGUGAGUGGACUGCUUGCGUUAAUCACUAAGGAUAAGAUAAGCCUAGUGGACCCUGUCAUGAACGUUGUAAAGCAAGAGUUUGUCGGUGUAAACGCUACGGGAGGCGCAGUCUAUGUCACAUCGAACAGCAAGAGCAUGUUGUACUUCAUAACCUACAAUGGACUUAUCAGAUCUAUCGGGUCCAAGAUCAAGAACGCCGGGUUUAAAAAUAUGAAGAUCUUCGAGAAGCCGAAGAACCCAUUGUUUCUGACCAAAGCAAAUAGCGUAACUCCAAUGGAGAUAACGGCCGAGGUUCCAGGUUCUGCAGCACAUGAUAUUGAAACAAUUUUGUCCGUUCCUUUGCAUGCCAUCCCGUCAAACUCUGCACUCGUUCAUUCUUUCUUGGCAAAUCGUCUCCUUGCUCUCCCUAAAUCCCAGGUUGUAACCAAUCUUGCUCCAGGAGAAGAUAAACAAGAAGAAACCUCAAAACAGAUGAAAAAGAUCAAGCAAGUUUUCACAAGAGAAAUAAAGUCGUCGGAGCUCGACUUAAAUUCAUUUUGUAAACUUUUAAAAGAGAAAAAAUCGAAAUAAAAUUAUUUUUUUGUAA
Messenger RNA from Eurytemora carolleeae, 2347 nucleotides. RefSeq names its product WD repeat-containing protein 75. Gene Ontology annotation, molecular function: protein binding; RNA binding. Lineage: Eukaryota; Metazoa; Arthropoda; Copepoda; Calanoida; Temoridae. The transcript has a single exon. The record is from RefSeq and is a predicted model, not a curated record. Gene Ontology annotation, cellular component: nucleolus. Bases 1 to 2331 code for a protein of 776 amino acids. Gene Ontology annotation, biological process: positive regulation of transcription by RNA polymerase I; positive regulation of rRNA processing.